Anthostomella pinea is the source of this 801-nucleotide messenger RNA. Lineage: Eukaryota; Fungi; Ascomycota; Sordariomycetes; Xylariales; Xylariaceae. The record is from the annotation of a GenBank genome assembly.
AUGCCCAAAGCUGCCCAGGGUCGCGCCAACAACGCGCGGUCGAACCCCCUCGGGAAAUCCUCCCCCGCCACCUCAUCAGCAACAGUUGGUCGAAGCACCAACAACUACAUCCUUCAAGUGCAGCUCAAAUACAUCUCGAACCCGCACGUCACACGCACUCUGGUCGUGCCCGCCGACUUCACAUUCCACCAGCUGAACAACGCCCUCAUAUUCAUCAUCAGCGGGCCGCCUCAAAUGGACCUGCCUCCGGGUGCUUCAAGCGGUCUAUUACUACCCGGCCCGGACCUUCUUCGUCUCGGGACGGACUACUCGGAGUGGAACGACGACGACAUCACGAAGCGGAUGAGGGAUUUCGCACUGAAGGACGUCUUCGACAACGAGAAAUACGCCGGCAAGGCCCGGAUCAUGUGGGAAUACGACUUCGGCGACGGCUGGGAGCACCUCAUCCAUUUCGUGGGCCAAGAAGACCCUUGGUUGAGAGCCUCCAUGGGCCUCGAUCCCCGUGCGCGCGUCGUCUGCAUCGCUGGCAAAGGCUCUCCCGUGGCAGAGGACUGCGGCGGGACGGAGGGAUGGCGGGAGCUGAAGAACGCGUUCGCGAAGGGCGGUGCCGACACGGAGGUUCAGAAGGCAUGGUACAAACGCAUGUGCCAGAACCGGGAUCCCGAAGGUCUGAACCCCUAUCGGUGGGAUAUUGCUGAAGUCAACCAGGCUUUGGCCGAUGGAGGAGACUUUCCGGUGAACAAGAAUUUUCCGGUAGACGAGGAUUGGGUAGCUGAGCUCCUGCUGCCAUCUACAGUAUAG